GACUAAAUAAAAUAAGGACUAGUAGGUUUAUCCUAUGAACUAUAGAUUUUUUUCUCAAAUCUGACGUUAUCUGACGACUGUGACCCACUGUGUAAUUAGGCAUUUUUAAUUUCAGUAAAAAUAUAAUUAGACAUGGCUGGCGAAAGUGCAGUAUCGACAGCGAGCAAGCCUCAGAUGCGAGGUCUCCUCAAUGCCGUCAUCAAACGUAACAUUAUUGUUGCUUUGGCUCUCUCUGGCGUCGCUGGUUUUACCUUCAAACAGAUCAUUGGUAAUGAGCGCAAGAGAAAGUAUGCUGAAUUCUACAGAACCUAUGAUGCUGAAAAGGAAUUUGAGGAGAUGCGCAAGAAGGGUCUAUUCCAAUCCUGCUAAAUAUGAACUAUCAUAGUGUAGUAUUAUUAUUAUUUUGCUGUGAAUAAUGUUAUAAUUUAAAUAAAAAACUUGAAGGAGAAUCGCUUU
Molecule: messenger RNA, 456 nt
Organism: Bombyx mandarina (wild silkworm)
Lineage: Eukaryota; Metazoa; Arthropoda; Insecta; Lepidoptera; Bombycidae
Gene: cype
Product: cytochrome c oxidase subunit cyclope
Source: RefSeq, a predicted model, not a curated record